UUUGGUUCAAAGAUUCGUGUUGCCCAAAGACGUCCAAGACUGUAAAGAAACAUCUGUGCGGUUGAUGGUCUUUGUCCCCUUCCCUUUAUAUAAUCUCCUCUAUCUCUCCUUUCCUUAAUAGUCAUUAAUCCCAGACAAGUUUUUCUCUUUGCCUUAAAACUUUUUCACGUGAAUUACCUCAUCUGAUCAGCUUUGAAGUUCCUUUGCAGUGUUGAUCUCUCUCACGAACUCUCGCCAGCCAAAUUUCAUGUCUGAUUUUGAUGUCCAAAUCCCUAGUGCCUUUGAUCCUUUUGCUGAGGCAAAAGCUGAAGACUCCGGUGCAGGGGCAAAAGAAUAUGUGCAUAUCCGUGUACAGCAACGUAAUGGGAGGAAAAGUCUGACUACCGUCCAGGGGUUGAAGAAGGAGUUCAGCUACAACAAAAUUCUCAAGGACCUUAAGAAGGAGUUUUGCUGCAAUGGUACAGUUGUCCAGGACCCAGAGCUGGGUCAGGUUAUACAACUUCAAGGUGACCAGAGGAAGAACGUAUCGACCUUCCUUGUUCAGGCAGGAAUCGUGAAGAAAGAACACAUCAAGAUUCAUGGUUUCUGAGUAGUUGCAGCAGCAGCAGCAGUGCUGAUGUUGAACUCGGUGUGGUUGAGGCUGCUGCUUUAUAUACUGUGUGGGCUUCCAAGAAAAGCCUCUUCGCCUACUUUCUAUGUCUAAUCAUAAACUGGUUCUUCUUGUUUGUCUGGAUGUUGUACAUCAAGCAUGCACUUGUUUGGUGCAGUAAGUUGGUCACCAUACAAUGUCUGCUGGUCCUGAGCACAUGUUGAUACUUGUUUUUUUCUUUUUUUCAUUCAGUUGGCAAGAAAUGUUCUUUUCUUUGUUUUUAUAUAAUGUGCUUGUUAAUUUUGGUUUCUGUCA
Molecule: messenger RNA, 904 nt
Organism: Sesamum indicum (sesame)
Lineage: Eukaryota; Viridiplantae; Streptophyta; Magnoliopsida; Lamiales; Pedaliaceae
Product: protein translation factor SUI1 homolog
Biological process (GO): translational initiation
Molecular function (GO): translation initiation factor activity
Source: RefSeq, a predicted model, not a curated record